CAGCGCUUCCCUUCGCAUGUAGCCUUUUCUACACAGCAACGUCGAACCUUUGUGGUGCAACUGCAACGCCAAUCCCAGACCGUUAAGGAAAAUACCUCUUCGACUACUCGUCCUCCACCAUCUGCCUCUAGCCUGCAACUCACAAACCUCCCCUACUUCAUCCGUCGAACAGCCUCCAACCAACUUCCUGUAUAUCUCGUUACCAAGGCUGGUGGAACCAAGCAGCAAACCAAGAUUCAGAAAACGGAAGGUGACCUGGAUGCUUUGAGGAACGACCUUGCACAGUACCUUGGCCUUGAAUCUAGUGAUUCUCAUGCACCCAAGUCUCCUGAUGUCACUAUCAACCGACUUACGGGGCAUAUCAUAGUCAAGGGCUGGCGAAAACCCGAAAUCCAAAAGUUUCUUUUAGAGCGCAAUUUUUAA
Aspergillus ochraceoroseus IBT 24754 is the source of this 423-nucleotide messenger RNA. Its product is annotated as mitochondrial 54S ribosomal protein mL49. The transcript is spliced from 2 exons. Gene Ontology annotation, biological process: translation. Gene Ontology annotation, molecular function: structural constituent of ribosome. Gene Ontology annotation, cellular component: ribosome; mitochondrial large ribosomal subunit. The annotation marks the transcript as partial. The record is from RefSeq and is a predicted model, not a curated record. Lineage: Eukaryota; Fungi; Ascomycota; Eurotiomycetes; Eurotiales; Aspergillaceae.